Molecule: messenger RNA, 666 nt
Organism: Sphenostylis stenocarpa
Lineage: Eukaryota; Viridiplantae; Streptophyta; Magnoliopsida; Fabales; Fabaceae
Source: the annotation of a GenBank genome assembly
AUGGCGUCAGUUUCAGUCAUGGCUACGAGCAGCGACAGCAGGUGGUCUAUGGCUUCAUUGCACUCUGCCUUACCCUCUCCUUCUCCUCCUCCUUCUUCACUAUCCUCUUCAUUGCGCUUCUCUGUCUCUUCAUCUUCUUCAUUUUCUUCAACGAAACUCCGAAUUUCUCGAACCAAACCCAAAUCCCUUCUUACCACUUUCACCGGUCUCGCCCCUCUUAACCCCCUCUUCCUCUCCGCUCCUUCUUCUGCUUCAGAAUACACCGGCUUUGAUCAUUCUUUUACCAUUAUUGAUAAUGGUGGUCGAGUAUGUGCCAUGAGACAUGGGAGGCGGGUGCCCAAACUCAACAGGCCACCUGAUCAGCGCCGUGCACUCAUUCGAGGCCUUACAACUCAGCUCCUCAAAUAUGGUCGCAUCAAGACCACCAGAGCAAGGGCCAGUGCAAUUAGGAAGUAUGUUGAUAAAAUGAUAACUUUGGCAAAGGAUGGUUCUCUUCAUAAAAGGAGACAGGCCCUUGGGUUCAUCUAUGAGAAGCAGAUUGUUCAUGCUUUAUUUGCAGAGGUUCCAGAGCGUUAUGGUGAAAGAAAUGGGGGUUAUACAAGAAUUAUAAGAACCCUACCAAGGCGAGGUGAUAAUGCACCUAUGGCAUACAUUGAACUUGUGUAA